CUCCCCCCGGCUCUGCCCCCCUCAUCGCCUGCAGGAGCCGAGCCAGCUCCGGGGAGCGAACGCCUCGGGCCGGGCUAGGGAUCGAGUCUCCCACCGAGGAGAGGGGGCAGGAGGGAGACAGGGGGAGAGACUGGCAGGAGCAAUAGGUGGGGAAGGAGGUUCCCGGCUCGCAGCCCUGCCAAGCCCCAUUCCCCGCAGCACCCCGGGGCAGAUUGACUUUCCUGGACAAGGCUGAAGAACCACAUCUGGUCCGUUCCAGACUGCACUACCCUCCCGGGGCAUGGGGCAGGGACAUGGCUGGAGCAGAGCUGGCUCAGGAGCCGGUGACCUUCGAGGAGGUGGCUGUAUAUUUCACCAAGGAGCAGUGGGCUCUGCUGGUCCCAGGUCAGAGAGCCCUCUACAGGGACGUCAUGCAGGAGAAUUAUGAGGCUGUGGCCUCACUGGGGUUUCCCGUUCCCAAACCCCUCGUGAUCUACCAGCUGGAAGGAGGGGAGGAGCUGUGGGUCCCAGAUCCCCAGGGCUCUGAGGACAGGAAGGUCCCAAGACACAGCCACAGAGCUGCCGAGGGGAUGGUAAAGGAGGAGGAGGAGAGGCCGCAGCAGGAUGCCCCUGAGCAGCUGCAGGUGCAGAGCCCUGGUCAGGGAGCAGCCUGUGUAACUGAGGGCAGUUCAGGAAGGCAGCAGAGAAACUCACCCUCGGAGUCAGAGUGUGAGCAAGGCACUGGGCUGCAACCCACCCGAGGCCUAUCCCCUCCCUGUGGUGGAGCCGUGGAGAGUCAGGGUCAGGCCAGGGAGCGGCCCAACAUGUGCAGCGAGUGUGGGAAAGGCUUCCGGUGCGGCUCAGACCUCACUAAGCACCGCCGGUCCCACGGCGAGCGUCCCCACCAGUGCCCUGAGUGUGGGAAAGGCUUCCCUGUCCGCUCAGCCCUGACUACCCACCAGCGCAUCCACACGGGGGAGCGCCCCUAUGCCUGUGACGCCUGCGGGAAGCGCUUUGGACAGAGCUCCCACCUCAUGCAGCACCUGCGCUCCCACACAGGGGAGAAGCCCCACCGGUGCCCCGAGUGUGGAAAGAGCUUCCGGGAGGGCUCCACUCUGGCCCGGCAUCGCCGCACCCACCGCCAGGAGAAGCCCCACACCUGCCCCCACUGUGGGAAGGGUUUCCACGAGCGGUCCAACUUCACCCGGCACCAGCGCACCCAUGCUGGGGAGCUACUUCCUCCCCCAGAGGAGGAGGGGAAGUCCUUCAUCUGCCCCGAGUGUGGGAAGGGUUUUGGCCGCAACGCCUAUCUGACCCUGCACCGGCGCGUGCACACAGGAGAGAGGCCCUAUGCCUGCGCUGACUGCGGGAAGAGCUUCAGCGCCAGCUCCAACCUGACCCGGCACCAGCGUGUCCACACGGGUGAGAGACCCUACCCCUGCGCCCGCUGCGGGAAACGCUUCUCCCAGAGCUCCACCCUCUUUGUGCACCUGCGCACCCACACCGGAGAGGCACCCUACCGCUGUGCUGCCUGUGGGAGGGGCUUCAGUCAGAACUCCACCCUCCUGGCGCACCAGCGCACCCAUAGGGGUGGGAAACCCUGCCACCAGCCCCUGGGAGCCUGUGCCAGGGACGGGCCCUACCUGGGCAAGUGCUGUGCCAGUGACUUGCUGCUCCAGAGGCACCAGAAAACACACCUAUGAUGCGGGAUCUGGCAUGGCAGAGCGUAGCCCUGAGGACUAGCCCGGGGUCAGUUUCUUGCUCUGCCACAAAUUACUUAGGCCCAGAUCGUCAAAGGUAUUUAGGCUCCUGACUCCUAUUGAUUUAAAUGUGCUUUAGGGCCAGAUUUUAAAGGUAUUUGGGUGCUUAAAAGUGCCUAACAAUUCAGUUCCUAAAGGGAACCAAAAAAAGUAGAAAUUUCACAUGCAACAAAAUUCCAUCAUGUUCUGGUUGUGACUUUAUAUAUAUAUAUAUAUAUACACACACACACACACUAUAUAUAUAUUAAACAAAAAAUCAUUUUAAAAGGAAAAUCAAAAUGGUCCCUCCCCAAGAGGUAGAAAUGGAACCUUUCAGCCUUCUAGGUAUGUUUCGGUCUCAUUUUAUUUUUCCUCAAUGAAAUUUCAUCAGAACUAAUCCAUUUCUCCUAUUUUGACAGAAUGCCCCUUCCAACACAGAACCAUUCCCUCAGAAUGUUUUUGGCUAGCUCUAGUGCUUAACCUCCUCUGAUGCUUUUGAAAAAUCCCUCCAGGUGCCUAUCUACAGCUUUAGGCACCUAGGUACCUUUGUAAACCUGGCCUUUCAUGUGUGAGAGUUUCAGUCACCCAUCUGUAAAAUGGGGUUAUAACUCUGCCCUGCCUGACAGAGGUAUGCCCGGACAAAUGCACUGAAGGUUGUGAGGUGCCAAGAUGCUACAGUGAUGGGAGCUCUCUCAGCAUCAUAGAUAGGGAGCAUGAGGUUAGCGAAUUGCCACUGAAUUUCCCUGGGAUUUGGGGGCCUAAGUCCCUUAGGUUCCUUUGAAAAUUUCAGCCCACAUUGCUCAGGAGUAUAAGAGGAUUGGUGUGUGUGUGAUGUAGGGAGAGGAACAGUCAGAGGAGGGAGGGAACUGGUAUUUGAGUUGGGGAGGGAGUGGCUGCCUUAGGAAGCAGGGGUUGUCGUGAAGGAGCUGGGCACUACUUUUGGAUUGUUUGUCGGGAGUUUGCGAGGAAUUGGGAGCCAAAGGGAAAUUUUAUUUUUCUUAAAGCCUCAAAACUACCCAAAGUGAUGAAGGCCUUUGGUUCUCUGAGGUCGCAGGAGGAGGGAUAACAAACUAGCGGGGCCAUAUGGUGUGUUCCCCCCCCCCACACACACACAUACACACAUAUACAUACAUACAUACAUUCUGAGCAAUUCCUGUAUUUUGGAGUUCUCCAUAGUGAUGGACAAAAAUCCUGUAGCUCCCGCUACAUGCAGCUGGUCACAAAACAGGAAAUAGCAUUCACAAAUGUGUUUCAAGGGAUAUUUCCUGUUCUUUCAUCCACAUGCAGAGUCCAGACCAAGGGCAGAGCCCCACUUCAGUCCCAUUUGUGCUCUAUAUUGAGGGAUUAAGGGGGAUUUAAUACCCUUUAACCCAGGGGUAGUCAGUUAUUUUUUCUCAAAAUCCAAAUUUCUUGGUUAAGGUAUAGUCAAGGUUCAGACUCAGGGGAAAUUAAUUUUAAAAAUCCCAACAAUAAUGGUAAUAAGUAAAUAACAUUUUGGGAUCUGUUCAGAAGUGUCUGGUGGUCCGGAUUUGGCCCAUGGUCCGCCUAUUGACUACUCCUGCUCUUAUCUAUCUAAUCACAUUAAAGUUGGUCAGAAACUGGGAUUUCCCACGGAAAAUUAUAAUGAAAAUGAGGGGGGAAAUGCUUCUGUUGAAAUUUUUCACAAGAAAUUUCAACUUUUAAAUGCAAAAUGGAAAUAUUUCAAUUCUGAAAUGAUACCCUGGUCCCUCAUGGGAGAUGUAGUUUGAUUGCUUCUUGCCCCCAUUCUCCUGUAUGGGUCAGGUUCCAUAAUUGGCCUACGUCUCCCAUGAUGCCUCGCUGAGGGAGGGUGGUGAAUCAUGGACCGCCCAUGGCCACAAUGCCUCAUGGGAAAUGAAAUCCAGCUGGGGAACCCGGCCUAUAGAGGAGAAUGGAGAUAUGAAGCAACUGAACUACAAUUCACAUGAAGCAACCUUGGCAGAAUUUUCAAAUUGAAACAUUUCAUUUUGAGGGAGUUCAGGGUUUUGCUUUUUUUCGUUUUGUUUUGUCUUUUAGAUGAAAAAUUGAUAUUUUCCUCAGAAAUCAGAUAUUUUCAUUUUCAUGAAAAAUACAUUAGACAAAAUUCAAAUUUCCAUCAAUAAAAAGUUUAGGCAACAUGUGUUUUGGCCAGUUGUAAUCACCAUGCAUAUCCCUCUGUCAUCUAGCUGUACUUCAUAUAUGUGUUGGGUAAUAUAUAUGUGGGAAAAACUUUGAGUCAUCUCCUUAUCUGUAGUCUGUCUCUUUCUCUGUUUUGUCUUGUUUAGAUUGUAAACUCUUUGGCACAGAGACCAGGUCUUUUUAUGUGUUUAUGUAGCACUCGAUGCAUUGGAGCCCCAAUCAGAACUGGGCCUGUUCAUUGUUACUGUAGUACAAUUAAUAAAUGUUAAUUACUUCUGUUUAAUUAUGAAUCAUGCUUGGAACACAUAGAGAUUUUUGGUUUGAACAACAUUUUGUUUCAUAAUUUCCUUUCAAUGUGAAAAG
Chelonoidis abingdonii (Abingdon island giant tortoise) is the source of this 4217-nucleotide messenger RNA. The record is from RefSeq and is a predicted model, not a curated record. NCBI's taxonomy places the organism in Eukaryota, Metazoa, Chordata, Testudines, Testudinidae.